UUGACUGGAAAUUCAAUUAAUCCAACACGGAUCCGACAUUUGACUGCUUCAAGAAUGAUUUCAAUCAGUUCUUCAUCCCAAAGUAACGAUUGAACUUCUUUGAUAUCUCGACAAAGUAGAAUUUGAGCAUCCGGUUUGACGUCACUAAAAAUAAAGUUUUAAAUUAGUAUUUACGGAGUUUUCGUUAUAAUUUUCAGAUUAUUUUGAUUAUUAGUAACAUUUCAAACACCAUCACUAAUCACUUAUUCUCCACACCCUGAUAUCAACCCGUUUAUCUCAUGGCCAUUCUAGCGGAAAUAAGUGAAAUAUGCAAAUAUCUCUCUAGAUAUCUCUUCCGAAUAUGCAAUAUUUCGCAUGGAAAUCAAAUUAAAAAACGCUGGAGAAAUUUGAGAAUUGACAUGAUGGAAUUUUUGGAGGAAAUUCUGAAAACAGGUUGAAUGAUGAAUGACCAUAGCUAGAAAAAAGUAUAAAAAGCAAUGAGAGAAAUCUGAUAAUUAUGUCAAGUCUGAAUAUGACGUCGACAGCUACUGCAUACGCGGCUAUUACCGUCGGACUCGUUUCGAUCGGAUUCAUUCUUUUUGCUGUUCAAGGUAUCAGCUCCAACAUCGAAGAUAUCCGAAAUGAGAUGAAUAUUGAGAUGGAUGCAUGGAAGUUUGAAACUGACAGUCUCUAUCGUGAUAUGCAAAAGUUCGGCCGUGUUAAACGUCAGUAUGGAGGAUAUGGAGCUUCUGGAGCCAACCCAACACCUCACGGUGGAUUCCCAGGAGGCGCAUCCCCAAUGAAUCCAGGAAGCUUCCCAGGAGUUGUCGGAGUGCCACCACAAUUCAACCCAACACAAGGAGGAGAACCAAAUCCAGGAGGAUCUUGCAACUGCCAGGCUGACAAUUCGUGCCCAGCUGGACCAGCUGGACCAAAGGGAGCUCAAGGAUCUGACGGAAUCGACGGAAUUCCAGGAGUGCCAGGAAUCGAUGGACAGGAUGCUGACGAUGCUCAAGCUCAAACUCAACAAUAUGCAGGAUGCUUCACUUGCCCACAGGGACCACAAGGACCACAAGGACCACAAGGAAAGCCAGGAGUUCGUGGAAUGCGUGGAGCUCGCGGACAAGGAGCCAUGCCAGGACGUGACGGAACUCCAGGACAGCCAGGAAGCCUCGGACCAGUCGGACCAGUCGGACCACAAGGAGAACCAGGAUCAGAAGGAGAACCAGGAGCUGAUGUCGAACAUCAAGUCGGACUUCCAGGACCAAAGGGAAUUUCUGGACCAACUGGACAACCAGGAGAUCAAGGACCACAAGGAGAUACCGGAGCUCAAGGUAUUCCAGGAGCACCAGGAGAGCGUGGACCACGUGGAGACAAGGGAGAUAAUGGAGAGAACGGUUCUGCUGGAGCACCAGGAGAGGAGGGAGAGCCAGGAACUGAUGCCGAAUAUUGUCCAUGUCCUCAAAGACAGGAAAGUGCACCAGUCAAUGGAAACCAGGGAUACAAGAACAGACGUCAUUAGAUGCGAUUAUUUAUUUUUCUUCUCUUAAAUAUUUAUAUAAAUUUUUCAAGCAAGAAUCUUACGUUUUAAAACUUUAAAAAUCAUAAAAUUG
Messenger RNA from Caenorhabditis elegans, 1592 nucleotides. RefSeq names its product Nematode cuticle collagen N-terminal domain-containing protein (gene col-74). Lineage: Eukaryota; Metazoa; Nematoda; Chromadorea; Rhabditida; Rhabditidae. The coding region runs from base 512 to 1501 and encodes 329 amino acids. Gene Ontology annotation, molecular function: structural constituent of cuticle. The record is from RefSeq and is marked reviewed. The transcript is spliced from 2 exons.